Messenger RNA from Malurus melanocephalus (red-backed fairy wren), 2568 nucleotides. It is a transcript of the gene PCYT1B, whose product is annotated as phosphate cytidylyltransferase 1B, choline. The coding region runs from base 84 to 1172 and encodes 362 amino acids. Gene Ontology annotation, molecular function: choline-phosphate cytidylyltransferase activity; phosphatidylcholine binding. The transcript is spliced from 8 exons. Gene Ontology annotation, biological process: CDP-choline pathway. The record is from RefSeq and is a predicted model, not a curated record. Lineage: Eukaryota; Metazoa; Chordata; Aves; Passeriformes; Maluridae.
GGUUGCCGUGGCGACGCGAGCGGCCGAGCCCCCGGGCGGCUCCCGGGGAGACCCCCCGCGCCGGGCGGGCCCGGGCGGCGGCCAUGCCAGUGCGUGCGGCCGGUGCUGAGUCAGGAACAGGCAUCCCCAAAUCCCCCUCCGACACCAUGGAGGAGCUGGAACACACCUGCCCGCAGCCUCGCCUGACUCUGACAGCACCUGCUCCAUUUGCAGAUGAAACAAGCUGUCAGUGCCAAGCCCCCCAUGAGAAGUUAACCAUUGCACAAGCCCGCCUAGGAACACCAGCUGACAGACCUGUCAGAGUGUAUGCAGAUGGGAUAUUUGACCUCUUCCACGCCGGCCAUGCUAGAGCUCUUAUGCAAGCCAAAACUCUAUUCCCAAAUAGCUACUUAUUAGUAGGAGUUUGCAGUGAUGAUUUAACUCAUAAAUUCAAAGGCUUCACUGUGAUGAAUGAAACGGAGCGAUAUGAAGCCCUCAGACACUGUCGUUAUGUGGAUGAGGUCAUCAGAGAUGCACCGUGGACACUGACACCUGAAUUUCUUGAAAAACAUAAGAUUGACUUCGUAGCACAUGAUGACAUCCCGUACUCUUCCGCUGGAUCGGAUGAUGUAUACAAGCACAUAAAGGAGGCAGGAAUGUUUGUACCCACGCAGAGAACUGAAGGUAUCUCCACAUCAGAUAUCAUCACACGGAUUGUCCGCGACUACGACGUGUAYGCCCGGCGCAACCUCCAGCGAGGAUACACCGCCAAAGAGCUGAAUGUCAGCUUUAUAAAUGAAAAGAAAUACCGCUUUCAAAACCAAGUGGACAAAAUGAAAGAAAAAGUCAAGAAUGUGGAGGAAAAGUCAAAAGAAUUUGUUUACAAGGUGGAAGAGAAGAGUCAUGACCUCAUUCAGAAAUGGGAAGAAAAGUCCAGAGAAUUUAUUGGCAACUUUUUAGAGCUGUUUGGACCUGAUGGAGCUUGGAAGCAGAUGUUCCAGGAACGAAGUGGCCGAAUGCUSCAGGCUUUUUCUCCCCGGCAGAGCCCAAACAGCAGUCCUACGCGAGGCCGCUCGCCAUCCCGUUCUCCAUCUCCACCCUGGGUCAUCAAUAAGACCUCCCCUCCCUCUUCUCCAAAAGCUGCCUCUGCCUCCCUCAGCAGCAUGAGCGAGGGAGAUGAGGAUGAAAAAUAAAAUAUAUAUUUUUUUAACCAUGAGACAGAAGAACAAGCUMUGAACUCAACCACUGGAUGGGGAGAAGCGUGAGGAACACCAGGGGUAUCUCUGACAGCAGGGAUCGUGCUCUGGGAGAAGUCRAAAAUGAACUGGAGCACAGCAAGGGAGAUCUCAGGAAGAGCUUAUCCCAUCCCAACUCCCUCACGGUGCUGGAGGCCCAGCCCCGGGGACUGACAGAAAAAAACAUCCACCUGCAAGUUCGUGCCCCUGUCUCGCUGCUUUCCAGCUCCUGCUCGGGACCCAGCACCCAGGGAAGCUGCAGCCUGCAGAGGGAGAAGAUGCAUUUGGACCCUGCUGACCUUGAGUGCUUCUGGCACCUGAAGGAAAGGCAUUGCUACACCAUAAGAAACAGGGAAUAAAGUUGUUGUUUCCUUCCUUUUGAAUAACAUCUGUCUCAGAGUGCAAACCAUGCACUGAAAUGAAGAGCUYUCCAGGCAAGUUGGUGGAAAUGCAUUUAAUAUAUUCAGUGCUGCUUGUUGACCAAGCCUUGUGUUGGGUGUAUGUAAAGAGUUGGGCUUUUUGCUUUAUCAAAUCGCUCUCCUUGUUCCUAGUGCCUGAACAGCUGCCUGAUCACUUCUGGUUUGCUCCCUGGCUUUGCACUUUGAAGGCAAGAAAGCAAAUGAAAACUGUAGCUGGAAUGUGGUGAUGYAGGAAAUAAGACAGUUUGAAGAUGCUUUUUUACUGAUGAAUUCUAAAAAACACACCUGGGAUCCCAAGGCCUUGGGAUGUGGCCUCCUAGGAAAAGCUGCUGCUGCCAGCUGUGKAUCAAUGACAAGCACACAGUGCUGUUGUCACAUGGGACUCAGCCAGUUAAACUCAGCAGACUCUAAACAAGGUGUGUUCAGAGACACUGCCCCUGCAGAGGAUCCUGAGGCUAUUCCUCUAUGCUGAUACAGAGGGAAAACAUGGAAAAAACCAAAGGAAACUUUUUUGAACAGGAUUAGGCACAAUUUUUUUCUGCAUCCAUGACACCCAUACAGCCYCAAGCAGAAAUGCAGAGGGUAGCAUGGGUGAAGCUCUCCCCUCAAUGCUGCCUCUGUUUCACAGGYAACCUGCUGGGCACAGCCUCGGGCAGCCCAGGAAUGGGGCUGCAGCCACAAAAUCAUUCUGUGCCACUGCUCUUGGAAUUGCAAACCCACCAGGACACUCCAGCUGCUGUGGGCAGUGCCAGGCAGCACAGGAAACACUGGGGGAGGGAGGGCUCCACAGCACUCUUGGGGAAAAAAACUAGGGGACCAAGGUAUCUGAGCAUGUGGGAUGGUUGUACUUGCUGGCAGCAGUGCCCCACCAGCUGCUGUCCUUACCUUGCUGGGUGACCUGGUUGGUUCUAAACUCCUUUCCAGAUCCUCUUCUC